Phymastichus coffea is the source of this 1917-nucleotide messenger RNA. Its product is annotated as kallikrein-7-like. Gene Ontology annotation, molecular function: serine-type endopeptidase activity. Gene Ontology annotation, biological process: proteolysis. The record is from RefSeq and is a predicted model, not a curated record. Bases 332 to 1153 code for a protein of 273 amino acids. NCBI's taxonomy places the organism in Eukaryota, Metazoa, Arthropoda, Insecta, Hymenoptera, Eulophidae. The transcript has 5 exons.
UGUAGUAAUUCUCUCAAUGUAAAUAGAAAGCUAUUAUUAGAUUUUACGCAAAAAACCGAUUCAAGAGAGAAAAUCAAAAUAAAAAAAUACGAUAAUCUUCAAAAAUAUUCCAUUUCUAGAGAUAUCUACCUUGUUCUUGAAAUACAUUGCAAAUGUUCUUUCUCCAAACGCAAUAAAAAUUUAUCGUUGCAAUAAAUUGAACGUCGUUUAGUUGGCGGGGAAAAAACUAUGUUCAAACUCAUCAACAAUACCUUAAGUAGAAAUUACGCUUCAGCUUUGGAUUUUUCGAGUUUACUUUAUUUAAAGUGACGUCGGAUUAUUUUCUAUAAAAAUGAUGAAUAGACUAUAUUUCAUGUAUUGCUUUGCUAUUUUGAAUAGUAAACUAGUAUUCUCGAAUGGUAAUCCGUUCAUGGGAUAUAACGUGCAACAAGCCGAAGUUCAUGAAUUCGAUUUCGUCGUUUCGAUUAGUAUCAAAAGAUAUGCAAGUUUGGUGUUAGAAGAAGACUAUCAUAUUUGUGGUGGAGUUCUAAUAACUACUAGAUAUGUUAUAACAUCAGCACAUUGCAAAUGUGAAGGAUCUGGCGAACUUGAGGAUUACACUGUUAAAGUUGGACAUGAUUUACGGAAUUGGGAAGCUAAUUACAGUAUUAUGUCCUGGAAAAAUUUUAAAAGAUGCUGUUGUCCUUUGUACAAACGAGAAAACACAUGCAAUGAUAUAGCUGUACUCAAGCUAGCAAAAGACAUACGUUCGAAAAUAACUAGAAAUAUAGAAUUACCAGCAAUAAACUAUUCACCAAUCGAUCAACUGUAUAACAAAAAUGCUACGUCUGCUGAUUGGGGUAAUGUAAAUUCUAUGUUACAUCCACGAUACAUGCAGAAAGUAACAAUGACAACAAUAAGUAUGCAGGAGUGUCUGAGGAAUAUAAAUCAGGCGCAUAGAAUCGCGGAAUUAAACAAUGAUUUACCGAAAAACUAUGUUCUGGAAAGUAAUAUUCUUUGUAGUAAUGGCAACCGGGUACCCGGAGUGAUACCUUACACUAUACUCGGAGACGGUGACAGUGGUGGUCCUCUUAUCAUCGGAAAAAAUCAGAUAAUCGCUAUUAAUCUAGACUACGAAGCUGAACCUUUUCAUUUCACGUUUCCGAUAUUAUGAUGAGGCAGGUCUAGUCUAUACUUACUCGGUGAUUGGGUGGGAUGUAAUAUAUCGAGUGACGACUUCAUAAAAUUUCAAUCGAACGUAUUACGGGUAAGUUUGUUUGAUUCUUUAAUCUACGUUCUCGCUCUCUUACAUUGCCAAUGUAGUUUUAUAGAGUUUAUUGAAAAGUGAUUUUUGACACUCAGACCGAAAAUUUAUAUUAUCAGAAAAAAUUUAAUUUUACACACUUCUUUAUAGUACAGCUUUAAAAAACUUAAAAUCACCUUUUGUAGAUUAGUCUUUUAUAAUAUUUUACAAACACCUGAGAACUUUCAGAUAAGCUCGCAGCUCUUCUUAUAGUAACAUAAUCAACAUCAUUUUCCACGGCAGAUGAAGUAGACGUGUGAUAUGUAGAGUGUAUCACAAAACUGAUAGAUCGAUCCUACUAUUUCGUAAUCAUUUUUAACCUUCUUAUUGAUUGUAAUUAAACUAAUAAUAUGAAUUGGUUUUAUGAUUUAUAAAAUAAAUUCAUGAAUUUCAUCUCCGAAUUUUUCAGUCUCUUUUAUGUAAUCAAAAAUAGAUGAAACCACAAAGAUUCGGUUUCUCUUUAAAAUGUGUUAACCAUAAUACUAACUAAUACUGGCCUAGCCCCCAAGUUUUUAUUACAUCCGGAACAUUUUUGUUUUCCAGUCCAUCACAGACUUAUGUUACUUAAUUUAACUUUGGAAAGAGUUUGCGCUCAUUGAACAGAACAUAAUGCUAGGUGAGACGGCAGUCUUCAA